Pogona vitticeps (central bearded dragon) is the source of this 1369-nucleotide messenger RNA. It is a transcript of the gene ACTG2, whose product is annotated as actin gamma 2, smooth muscle. Lineage: Eukaryota; Metazoa; Chordata; Lepidosauria; Squamata; Agamidae. The record is from RefSeq and is a predicted model, not a curated record.
GGGAGAUCCGCCUCUGAGGUUUUAUAGUCUCACUGGUAUUUAUACCAAAGGCACCACCAGCACAGAGUCCCCGUGGAAAGGAGCUCUCGAGUGCAUUUGAUCCCUCGCCUCCUGGCACAACCUCCUGUCUCAGCAUGUGUGAAGAGGAGACCACCGCUCUCGUGUGCGACAACGGCUCUGGGCUCUGUAAGGCCGGGUUUGCUGGUGAUGACGCUCCCCGGGCUGUGUUCCCCUCCAUCGUGGGUCGCCCACGCCACCAGGGCGUGAUGGUGGGGAUGGGCCAGAAGGACAGCUACGUCGGGGAUGAAGCCCAGAGCAAGAGAGGCAUCCUGACCCUCAAGUACCCCAUAGAGCACGGCAUCAUCACCAACUGGGAUGAUAUGGAGAAGAUAUGGCACCAUUCUUUCUACAACGAGUUGCGAGUGGCUCCCGAGGAACACCCCACCCUUCUGACAGAGGCCCCCCUGAACCCCAAGGCGAACCGGGAGAAGAUGACGCAGAUCAUGUUUGAAACCUUCAACGUCCCUGCCAUGUACGUUGCCAUCCAAGCGGUGUUAUCCCUCUAUGCCUCCGGCCGUACCACCGGUAUUGUUCUGGACUCCGGGGACGGCGUCACUCACAACGUGCCCAUCUACGAAGGUUACGCCCUGCCCCACGCCAUCAUGCGCCUUGACCUGGCCGGCCGUGACCUCACGGACUACCUCAUGAAGAUUCUGACAGAGAGGGGCUACUCCUUUGUCACUACCGCGGAGCGAGAAAUUGUGCGGGACAUCAAGGAGAAGCUGUGCUACGUGGCUCUGGACUUUGAGAACGAGAUGGCCACGGCCGCCUCUUCCUCCUCCCUGGAAAAGAGCUACGAGCUGCCCGACGGCCAGGUCAUCACCAUCGGCAACGAGCGCUUCCGCUGCCCGGAGACCCUCUUCCAGCCCUCCUUCAUCGGCAUGGAAUCCGCCGGCAUCCACGAGACCACGUACAACUCCAUCAUGAAGUGCGACAUCGACAUCCGGAAAGACCUCUAUGCCAACAACGUCCUUUCUGGGGGAACCACCAUGUACCCGGGCAUUGCGGACAGGAUGCAGAAGGAAAUCACCGCCUUGGCGCCCAGCACCAUGAAAAUAAAGAUCAUUGCUCCUCCCGAGCGCAAAUACUCCGUCUGGAUCGGAGGCUCCAUCCUGGCCUCCCUCUCCACCUUCCAGCAGAUGUGGAUCAGCAAGCCAGAGUACGAUGAAGCCGGCCCGUCGAUUGUGCACCGGAAGUGCUUCUAAAGAGCCCGGCUGGCCUCUCGCGCCGCACGGAGCACCUCGUCCUUCUUCUCUCUCUGCAUUUCUUUCUCAUCCUUCAAUAAGCAUUAAAAACAUUUUUCAAGCCA